Molecule: messenger RNA, 1458 nt
Organism: Striga hermonthica
Lineage: Eukaryota; Viridiplantae; Streptophyta; Magnoliopsida; Lamiales; Orobanchaceae
Source: the annotation of a GenBank genome assembly
AUGCUUAUUCUUGUCGCCAUCCAAGCACUAUUCCUUCUCUCGCCGCCGCCGGCGGCGACUGCCACCGCCACCUCCUCCGGCCACGCCAUCCCAUUCCCCCCCUACGAACACCUCAACGUCAAAGAAUCCAUCUCCGCCGCCACCAACCUCCGCCCCGCCGCCGCCUCCGGCGAGCACCCAGAGAGCAAAACGACGGAGACGCCCAUCCUCCCCAACUCCACAGUCAAGCUCCAGUUGGUCCACCGGGACCGCCUUUCCUUCUGGUGGCACAACAACCACCGCCGCCGCCUCGAAGCCCGCAUGAAAAGGGACCAAAAAAGGGUCGCCGGAUUGAUCCGCCGCCUCUCCGGCGACGGUCCCGGCGCCACCUACUCGGUUUCGGAUUUUGGAUCGGACGUCGUCUCUGGCAUGGACCUCGGCAGCGGUGAGUAUUUUGUUCGGAUCGGUGUCGGCAGCCCGGCCCGAAGCCAGUACAUGGUCAUUGACUCCGGGAGCGACAUCGUGUGGGUCCAAUGCCAGCCGUGCAACCAGUGCUACCACCAAUCCGACCCGGUUUUCGACCCGGCCGAGUCCGCAUCCUUCUCGGGCGUCUCGUGCGGAUCCUCCGUUUGCAGCCGGGUCGAGAACUCGGGCUGCCACGCUGGUCGAUGCCGGUACGAGGUCUCGUACGGUGACGGCUCAUACACUAAAGGGACCCUCGCCCUCGAGACCCUUACUGUCGGCCACACAACCAUUCAAAACGUUGCUAUCGGGUGCGGUCACACUAAUCACGGCAUGUUCGUUGGGGCCGCGGGCCUGUUGGGCCUCGGCGGUGGGCCCAUGUCCCUCGUGGGUCAGCUCGGCGACCAGGCGGGCCAGGCCUUCAUCUAUUGCCUCGUGAGCCGGGGCGGCAACCCCGACUCGCGAGGAUCGCUUGAGUUCGGGCGAUCCGUGCUGCCCGCGGGGGCCGCGUGGGUCCCGCUGCUCCGCAAUCCCCGAGCCCCGAGCUUCUACUACGUCGGGCUCUCAGGGCUCGGGGUCGGCGGGGCUCGGGUGCCCGUGCCCGAGGAAGCCUUCCAGCUGACCGAGCCGGGUUACGGAGGGGUUGUGAUGGACACUGGCACGGCGGUGACGAGGCUCCCGGCCGCCGCCUACAUGGCGUUCCGGGACGCGUUCGUGGCCGAGACCGCGAACCUACCGCGGGCUCCAGGGGUUUCCAUAUUCGACACGUGCUACGACCUGAACGGAUUCGUGACGGUCAGAGUGCCGACAAUCUCAUUUUUCCUAUCGGGAGGGCCGAUACUGACGCUCCCGGCACGGAACUUUCUUAUUCCAGUAGACGAGAGGGGGACGUUUUGCUUCGCGUUCGCCUCGUCGCCUUCGGAUCUUUCCAUAAUCGGAAACAUUCAACAAGAAGGCAUCCAAAUCUCCUUUGAUGCAUCCAAUGGGUACGUCGGGUUCGGGCCGAACCUCUGCUGA